Messenger RNA from Cuscuta europaea, 857 nucleotides. NCBI's taxonomy places the organism in Eukaryota, Viridiplantae, Streptophyta, Magnoliopsida, Solanales, Convolvulaceae. The record is from the annotation of a GenBank genome assembly.
UUCAGGUCAGCCCACGGCGCUUAUGACGAUGACGCCCUCGAAGACAAGAUCCUCCGGUCUUCCUUGACGUCCCAGAGGUUAGAGGAGUGGCGCCUUUACAAGGCCGAGCAGGAUGAGAAGAUGAAGCAGCUCAUCCAUCAGAAUUCUGAUGCCGUAAAGCAGAUGGCCCAGUUAGAGGAGAGCCUUCGGCAGAUGGAGCUACAAGUGAAGGCAGCUAACCGGGGCAAGGCCGAAGCUGAGAGGUCCGCUGCUGAGCCCAUCAAGAAGGCCGCUGAGGAGGCCGAGGCCACCAAGGCGGAGGCCGUCGCCAAGGCGCGGGAGGAUGCCAUCUGCGGGUUUCUGGAGGAGGGGUGGAAGGCCGAGGGACGCAAUCAGUGGCUGUCCUCGGUUGUGGAGGCGUUCGUUGAUGAGUGGUGUGAGGGCCCUGGUGUGGAGUGGUUGGCCCGAAAGGGCAAAGAAUAUUACGAUGGGGGCGAGUUCUUUACUCAGGCCCUCAUCUACUGGAGGAUGGCCCGGCACUUGAAAAUGGAGCCUAAAGACUUUGAUCCGGCAGCAUACGGCCUUCCUCCCCUGCAGCCAGAUGUUCGUGUGCCCCUUCCCCCAGAUGUUGAGAGGCCAGACUUGGAGGAUUCAGAACUGAUGAAGGAGGCCGAGGGCGAAGGAGAGGCCGGAGGGGACGUCUCCUCGAAGCCAGUCGAAGAGGACGUCGAAGUUGUUUGAUGUGUAACCCGUAUUUGUAUAAUUUUAAACUGUCUUUGUAAUGUGAACAUCUCAUAGCUUUUGGCUUCGGCCUGUAUGUAUCCAACACCUCUCGACAUUACUUCAUGAUUUCUGAAUGGAUGAAUGCCUGCCUUUGG